Saccostrea cuccullata (small rock oyster) is the source of this 1672-nucleotide messenger RNA. RefSeq names its product aladin-like. Gene Ontology annotation, biological process: nucleocytoplasmic transport. The record is from RefSeq and is a predicted model, not a curated record. The transcript has 14 exons. Gene Ontology annotation, molecular function: protein binding. Lineage: Eukaryota; Metazoa; Mollusca; Bivalvia; Ostreida; Ostreidae. Gene Ontology annotation, cellular component: nuclear pore. The annotation marks the transcript as partial.
CCAGCAGGAUACCCGGAUGUGAACAUUUCUGGGGGUGGAUCUAGCAGUUUGACCCACCGUGAGAAUGCCAAAUCAGCGUUCCUUCCUCAUAACGAGACAGUGUGGAAGAGAGCGCUUCACGCCUGGUAUGAAAUGGGAACACCAGGUGUCUUUGAGGAGAUAGUUAACAGCAGUCAGGAAGUCCCUGAGUGUGUGGGCGUCCUGGCUAAGAAGACCUUGACCUUUGUCCGUUGGGCCAACUCUCUCCACGGCUCCGUCUUCCCUCAUCUCUCUAUGUCCAAUGAAGAAAUCAUUACCAAGUUUACAGACAUACCUAACUGGCCUAGUAGUCCAGUACGUGCUUUUGCCUGGCAUCCACACACGCUUAAAUUGGCCUGCGCCCUUGCUGAUGACUCAAUCAAAGUGCAUUCUGGGAAGAGUGAUCUAGUUCCCACCCUCAAACAUAAGCUACAGAAAAAUGUAGCUGCACUAGCUUGGCAACCCCAGUCAGCCUCUGUCCUAGCUGUUGGCUGUCAGUCCUGUGUCCUUAUCUGGCACGUGGAGCCCACCUCUCUAGCUACCAGGCCGUCCACGAGUUCCUGUCAGGUCCUACAGCAGACUAAUCACUCCCCCGUCACCUGCCUGGCCUGGGACCCCAGUGGUAGGAUUCUCCUCUCAGCCUCACCCGUGGAUACCUCCCUUAUGGCCUGGGAUGUUCCUAUGGAGACCGGUGUUCCCCUGCGGAGACUCGGGGGCGGGGGCGUGUCUCUCCUGAGGUGGUCCCCUGACGGGUCCAAAGUUUUCUCUGCCACACCCUCCAGAUUAUUCAGAGUUUGGGAAACAAAGAAAUGGACAUGUGAAGUUUGGACAAAAUGCACAAGUCGGUGUAAGGCUGCUUGCUGGAGUCCGGAUGGUAGAACCUUACUAUUUGCCACUGAGAAUGAGCCAGUCAUAUACUCCCUUACAUUUUCCACCAGUGAAGAUGAUACGUCCACUGUGAUUGGUGGAUCGCAGUCUGCUGUUGUGUCUGUCAAUCUGGCAGAGGUGGAGAUAGCGACUGUGGACGGGAAUGUGGUCAAGAUAGGAGGAUUUGUACAGAGUAUGGUGAUGGAUCGACAUGGGGAAAGAUUAGCUGUAACUCUACAUGAUGACUGGGGUCAGGUUCUGCCAUUUGUAACUGUCUUCAGGACAAAGAUAAACCCCAUGUUGGAGAUUACCCCAUGUGGAUUAAUACAAGGAGAAGCUGGAGAAUUCCCUCAACAGAUAUCAUUCCAACCUAACUAUGACAAAGGGGCGCUACUCUCCAUUGUAAGUAAAUCAUUCCAACCUAAUUAUGACAAAGGGGCGCUACUCUCCAUUAUUUGGAGUUCCUCUGUGUUGCGCUAUGUCCCUCUGUACUUUAUCCCCAGCGAUGAGAUACACAACGUUCAGUACCGUCACCCACCCCCACCCACCCUCAACGGUCACCUACUGUCACCUAUAAAUAGACCUACCUGAACCGACACUCAGAGAUUUUACUGCAGAGGGAUGAAGAGUGUAUUUAAAUUGUGUACAGUUGUCAUUAAUGGGACCCAGAAUAUGACUAUCAUUAUAUUAAAUUGUCCAUAGAUAUGUAUAAAUAAUGUGGAUGUGAAAGUACAUGUACAACGCAGAUUACUUGAGAGAGUGAAAGUUGCAUAUGUGACAGUUAUGA